AUGCAGGACCAGGGCAUUCCACUCCUGGAGAAUCGACCGCAGCAGAACCAGGCGGCAGCUAGAGCAGCACCCAGGCCUCAACAGCCUAGACAGGGGCUGCCAGCUCAGCAGAGAGCUCCCCAGGCUAGAGUUGCAACUCUAUCCUUUAUUGAUUCUGCUAUUGCAUCUAAACUAGCAUUGAACACCGCCAAGAUGCAUGUUCCCUUAGUUGUAGCAUCCCCUAUGGGCAAGUUUGUGGAAACUGAUAAGGUAUGCAGGGCAUGUCCCAUCACGCUCGUAAAUUUCGAGGUUACCGUGGAUCUAAUUGUCAUGCCUGUCAGGCAGUUUAACGUCAUCCUUGGGAUGGACUGGCUCACGUUGGUGCGUGUGGUCAUGGAUUGUUGCGACAAAAUAAUAACUAUAUCCAUCCCAGGGCAGUUCUCUUUCACCUUGAAGGGGAGGGGUAGAUGUCGUGAGUUCGAGAGCUUGCAGGCUCUAGAGAAAGCUGAGUCAGUGGAAGUCACCAUCAGACGGAUACGGGCAGUCUGA
Molecule: messenger RNA, 528 nt
Organism: Magnolia sinica
Lineage: Eukaryota; Viridiplantae; Streptophyta; Magnoliopsida; Magnoliales; Magnoliaceae
Exons: 2
Coding region: 1-528 (175 amino acids)
Source: RefSeq, a predicted model, not a curated record